This is a messenger RNA of Rhinichthys klamathensis goyatoka, 2090 nucleotides long. It is a transcript of the gene ppp2r5d, whose product is annotated as protein phosphatase 2, regulatory subunit B', delta. Gene Ontology annotation, biological process: signal transduction; protein dephosphorylation. Bases 126 to 1991 code for a protein of 621 amino acids. Gene Ontology annotation, molecular function: protein phosphatase activator activity. Lineage: Eukaryota; Metazoa; Chordata; Actinopteri; Cypriniformes; Leuciscidae. The record is from RefSeq and is a predicted model, not a curated record. The transcript is spliced from 18 exons. Gene Ontology annotation, cellular component: protein phosphatase type 2A complex; cytosol; nucleus.
UGUUGACCAAUCAGCUUGUUGCUGGUGAAGGGAGGGCGCGUGAGCUGGAGGUAACAGUGUGCGCGAGAGCCCGAGUGCAAGGGAAGCCUUAUCACGGAGGCACGGCUAAAGACUACAUUUCCAAAAUGCCGAAUAAAACUAAAAAAGAGAAGGAACCAAGCAAAUCUGUAAAAAGCACCACGAAAAACAGUAAUGCCGGUGGUGGAAAGGAUGCUGGAACUGACAAUUCAGAAGAGGCCCAGCAGACAGCCAGCAAGCGUCCGAGCAACAGCACUCCACCUCCCACUCAGCUCAACAAAAUUAAGUACUCAGGUGGGCCUCAGAUUGUAAAGAAGGAGCGUCGACAGAGUUCAUCACGAUUCAACCUCAGCAAGAACCGGGAACUGCAGAAGCUUCCCACCAUCAAAGAUGCCCCACCCUUGGAUCGAGAAGAACUGUUUGUCCAGAAACUGCGGCAGUGCUGUGUGCUUUUUGACUUUGUGACUGAUCCACUAAGUGAUCUCAAGUACAAGGAGGUGAAGAGAGCCGGCCUUAAUGAAAUGGUGGAGUACAUCACACACAACCGUGAGGUGGUCACAGAGUCCAUCUACCCCGAAGCUGUCAUCAUGUUUUCUGUAAACUUGUUCAGGACUCUUCCGCCCUCUUCCAAUCCUACGGGAGCAGAGUUUGACCCUGAAGAGGAUGAACCCACUCUGGAGGCCGCUUGGCCCCACCUGCAGCUGGUUUAUGAAUUCUUCUUGAGAUUCCUAGAGUCACCUGACUUCCAGCCCAAUGUUGCCAAAAAAUACAUCGACCAAAAGUUUGUAAUGUCGCUUCUGGAGCUUUUUGACAGUGAAGACCCCAGAGAGCGGGACUUCCUAAAAACCAUCCUGCACAGGAUCUAUGGAAAGUUCCUGGGGCUGAGAGCCUACGUCCGUCGGCAGAUCAACAAUAUAUUCUACAGGUUUAUAUACGAGACGGAGCAUCACAAUGGGAUUGCAGAGCUCUUAGAAAUCUUAGGAAGCAUAAUUAAUGGCUUUGCCCUGCCGCUGAAAGAGGAGCACAAAAUGUUCCUCAUCAGAGUGCUUCUGCCUUUACACAAAGUCAAGUCUCUCAGCGUCUAUCACCCACAGCUGGCCUACUGUGUGGUGCAGUUUUUGGAAAAGGACAGCAGCCUCACUGAACCUGUGAUUAUGGGCCUGCUGAAGUUCUGGCCUAAGACCCACAGUCCUAAGGAGGUGAUGUUUCUGAAUGAACUGGAGGAAAUCUUGGAUGUCAUUGAGCCCUCAGAGUUUGUUAAAGUCAUGGAGCCUCUGUUUAGACAGCUGGCCAAGUGUGUAUCAAGUCCACACUUCCAGGUUGCUGAAAGAGCAUUGUAUUACUGGAACAAUGAGUACAUCAUGAGCCUGAUCAGCGACAACGCUGCCAAGAUCCUCCCCAUCAUGUUUCCCGCUCUCUACAAGAACUCCAAGAGCCACUGGAACAAGACAAUCCACGGGCUUAUCUACAACGCUCUUAAGCUCUUUAUGGAGAUGAACCAGAAGCUGUUUGAUGACUGCACUCAGCAGUACAAGGCUGAGAAGCAGAAUGAACUACAAAGAGAGAGACAGCAUUUUGGGCAUCGAACAUGCCCAGAGAUGAUGUCUAGAGAGAAGUACAAACUUAAGGAACGGGAAGAAAUGUGGCAUAAAAUUGAAGAACUAGCGAAACAGAACCCUCAGAGUACAAAGGUUCAGCUGCGGCCCGGUCUGGCUCAGGAGGAGUAUAUGAUGUAUAAUGAAGGAGGGAUGCCAUUGUACUCGAUGGAGACCGAGACCCCCACAGCCGAGGACAUCCAGCUGCUGAAGAAGACUGUGGAAUCAGAAGCCUCACAGGGGAUGAAAGAAAUCAAGAAAGACAAGGUUUUGAUGAGGCGAAAGUCUGAGCUGCCGCAGGACGUCUACACUAUUAAAGCCCUGGAAUCUCACAAGCGAGCGGAGGAGUACCUGACGGCCAACCAAGAAGCCCUCUGACGCGGGCGCGCCGGCACCCUCCACCGCGCCUAAACUGUUCCUCUCGUCUUGGUCCAAAAUUGUCGCCUGCUGUAACCCACCUCUCUAUUCCUCUGCCUA